CAAAUUAAUUAAAAGAUUUAAAAAAAGAUUUCAACAGAAGCCUAAUAUGGUUAUUUUUAUAUGACUAAUCCUAAGUUAGCUUGGAUUUUGUAAAUUGCUAACUUCUGCUGAAAUAUAUUUAUUCUUGUACAUGCGGAAUUUUCCUGAGAUUAAGCCUUGAAUUAUAAGAAUCGCUCUCUUGUUGUUGCGUACAGCGGCUCUAUCGUGCAUCCGGCGGAUGUAGUGUUGAUAAAAACGAGUGACUAAAGCUCAGCUGAACUGCAGAGUUUUGUGCAAAAAAUGCUCGCCCAUUGCAAAUACAUUUCAGUUUUAAGUUAACUUUCCUCGGUGACAGUUCUUAGCCGCGGAUAAAAUGCAAAAAAUCAUUUUAACUUUCCUAUUUGGGAUAGCCCUACAAACGACCACUGCGGCUAGUUUAAGUUAUGCUACGUGCGAUAUUGAGCAAAUAUCAAAUAUUCUGGAGAAAAGCCUAAAUUCGUUUAAAAAGGUUUUGGAAGAGAAAUUGAAUUACUUUGAAGAUCGACUAAUACAAUCGGAUAACCAGCUGGACUUUUUUGGCGGAGCUUUGAGCAGGAGAUUUGAGAGCGUGGAAAAUCGACUAGCACAAUUGGAAUGCUUGAAAAAGUCAUCAGAACUCAAUGAAAAAUCCGAAACAUUUGAUUAUGGAUCCCGUGUUAGGAGCAUACUUGAUGGACUUUUCGAAAUGUACAAUGCAAGGAUCAGGGAAAGGGAAAUGAAUCCAUUAUACACUCGUGCUGAGCGCAGUGGCUUAGAAGGAUCUAGACAUCUUGCGAUUCCGGAGAUCACUGAAAAUCCACACAAUCUAAAUAUGAAUUCCAGGACAGAAGAACGAGUGAGGGAUAUCGCAAAGGAUCUGGAAAUACUUCAAAAAAUUUACAUUGGUCAGGAUAGCAUCAAUUCUGCAGACUCGGAGAAGGAAAUUAGUGAUUGGAAAAGAAUGCUAGAAAUGUUGAAUGCUAAUACGGCUUACGGGUCUAAAAACGAUCUAAAUUGGGAAGAGUUUCUACAGUAUCUGAUACAGCAAUAUGAUAAAAAUUAUAAAAUUGAUAACGGAAGUAAGCAGGAAGUUACAACGGAACUAAUUAACGGAGAAGACACAAGUACAGAGAGCCAAGCGCAUUUGGAUGGAGAAGAAGUAAGCUUUAAUUGGGAAAAGCUCUUAAAAGAACUGUCAGAAUUGGCGAAUAAUAAAAACAAUACAGAACCAGAACAAGAAUCACGUAAAACUGAACCCGAAUUAAAGGAAAAUGAAACUACUACGGAAACUAGUUUUGAUGACAGUACCACCAUAGAAGAGUUCUAUGAAACUACCACUGAUAUAAUCGAAUCGGAAACAACAGAAUCUCGUAGAAAUAAAACCGAAUUAAUAGAAAAUGAAAAUACUACAGAAGUUAAUUCUGAUGAAAGUACUACCAUAGAUGAGUUAUAUGACGAAACUACCACUGAUAUCAUCGAAUCGGAUACAACGGAAGAUUCAAUAGAAGAGCGGUUCGAUUUUGAAACUAUACUGAAGAAAUAUAUUAGCCUGAAAAAACUUGGCUUGAUUAAUUAUAAUCAAACUACAACUACCCCUUCACCGUAUUCUUUCGAAAAUCUAAUGGAGAUCUAUAAAAAACAGAAGACAGCCCCAGAAGAGAAGGUAAGACUCGUUUGAGCAAAAGAUGGUUUCCAACUCUUACCACAAGAUUUUCAAAAAUAAUUAACAUUUUUAGGAUUAGAAAUAUGUUAAAUAAUAAAUUCUCUAUUGACGUAUGAAGUUGUCGAAAGAUUAUACGAAAUUAAAAAAAAAUGUUAUAUAUGUAUCUCUUUAUCUAGAUCAGGGGUGCUCAACGCCUAUGUUCUUAGUUCUCAUUUGCUUUUGUAAAUGAUCUCUGUAUGUGGGCUUGCUCGCCCAUAAGCUUUGAGUGCACGCGGAGCUAUUCCACAAAAAAAUUUUUGUGCUUUUCUUUCCGCCUCAUUUCGUCACCAAUUCCAAUACAAUUUGUU
Drosophila eugracilis is the source of this 2007-nucleotide messenger RNA. RefSeq lists its product as uncharacterized. The transcript has 2 exons. Lineage: Eukaryota; Metazoa; Arthropoda; Insecta; Diptera; Drosophilidae. The record is from RefSeq and is a predicted model, not a curated record. The coding region runs from base 353 to 1675 and encodes 440 amino acids.